ACGCACGUUUGCUGCUUGAUUUAUGUCUGCAGCAGAGUUUCCCACAUAGACCUGUGCUAAACAUGCUUUCACGAAAUCUUGUCAUUGCUUCGGUGGCUGUGGUGUUUUUGGCGUCUACUGUAUCAGCAGCUCCUGUUGAAGAUAAAGAGCCCGAGGAGAAUGACUUUGAAGCUGAAGAAGGUGAAGAAGAACUUUCUGAGGAGGAGGAGGAUGAUGACGAUUCCAAAGCUCAGCAUAUGAAGGGAGCUGGAUCACAGCAGGCCACUUCAGCACCCAAAGGCUCGGGUCUGAGUCCUUCGCCUGGCAGCUCCGUCUCGGGCGAAUCCCCAAACGGUCACAAGCUUAAUGGUGCUACACAAACCGGCCAAGUCUCGUUGAGCAGCAUGUCAACAUCUUCAGAGGGAUCCAGCGGUAGUAACGGUAGAGACGGGUACUCUCGCCCAUCUGCCUCAAGUUCUCAUGGUUCAAGUAACAAUGGACAGGAGGGGUCUAAAUCAGAAAUAGCUUCUCCGGCGGGAGGAACUGGUGCUCACGACGCUUUAGCAUCUAAAGUCCCUGGUCCAGAUGGGGCCGUCCAUUCCAUUUCUGUUGUGUCAUCAGGUCAAGGGUCAUCAGGCCACAUUUCUGCAGGUCACGUGAUCGGCCGACCUUCAGCAGGGCAGACGUCAGGUGCUUCGGCUGCUGUUUCCUCUGAGGUCCAAUCACAACCGUCAGGGUCAGAGGUCACAGUUGAACAUACAGAAGGAUAUGAAAACGGUGAUUCUGCUCAUGAAACGUCUCAGAUCGAGUCUCCGGAAAUCCCAGAGACAGAAUCUAACGGUAAUGGACAUAAACACCUAAUGAAUGGAGGAGAAACAGGCUUCACAGGCUUGGAUCAUUUCGUGCCGGACACGUCUCAGAUACAAGGAACAGGUGGUUUUGAUACAAUUGGCACAAGCCCUCACUUGGAAAUUACAGGCACAAUAGACCAGUCAAACCACGACUUUCUUGUUGGUUUAAUGGGUGGAAUGGGAGAGGACUUUGGUCCAGACGCUCAUACGGCCGGGUUAGAUCAGAUGACACUUCAGGUGGAUUCCACAGCAGCUGGAUCCAGUCCAGGGCCUCCGUCCAGCGGCAGUUCGGUUCUAGACGUUCCUCCAGACUCGGCCGGAGCAGCUUCUCCAUCUGCUGACUUCGGGAAGAAUGAUUUCGCUCACUCCAUCCGCGGAUCUGAUAAUGGUUCACCGGCAGAUACAACAGAUUCAUCAUUAAUCUCGGACACAUUAAAACAUCCGGGUCAUUACUUCACGGAUUAUACAGAUGGCGGGGUGGAUAACGGAGCUGACGCUCCUGACACGAACGGAAACGGUCGACACAAACCGGUUGUUGACAUACAGAAAGGAACAGAGCAUCAGUUUGUCGCUAUGGAGACGCAUCACACAGCUGUUGGCAUCCUGGACCAUACACUCAGUCCUUACGCUGACACCACUGGUCAGGACGGUGUCACCGGUGCGAGUGCACAGACAGAUCUGGCAGGUGUGGCAGGUGAACUGGCGACGGAUGGUCAUGUUCAAACAGACACAACGGACCGUGGUCAUGUAGGCGUGACGGACGGAUUUCCAAAACACACAGCAGAUUCUGUGCACGCGACUGGCGCUGGAUUUACAGAUGUCUCACAGACACAUAGUGAUGUGGUUCAGACGGAUUUACAGGCCACAGGAGAUCCAUUUGCAGUUUCCUCACAGACAGAUGUCAUGGGCACAGCUACAGCUGAACCUCAAGGGACUCACGGGGGUCCAACAGGCCACCCUGGUGCUACGGAACAGACACAGACAGCUGUAUCAGCAGGUGAACAGUACCACACAUCUGGUCAGGGUCCUGAAGGUGCAGAAAAUGUGGAACUGGAAGAUACCUGCUGACUUCCACAUGAAGCCGCGCGUGAAGUUUCUGCGCUACAGGUUUCAGUGUAUAGACCAGAACGCCUGGCAGAGGAACCGUCAACCCGCUCGCUAGACUUUAGCUGUCGUGUGUGUGUGUGUGUGUGUGUGUGCGUGCAUGUGUGUGUGUGUCCGUGUGGUUUAUUUAAACAUUCAGAUGUGCUGUAAGUUAACUGUUUAUUGCCUGUUUGUAAAGUGCCCUGUAAUUAUUUCAUCGACAAUGGAAAAUUUGAAAUAAGAGUCUCAAGUGAUCGAUGAUGUCACGUUUUUUACAUCUUCUAAGUAAACAUGGUGUGUAAAUGCAUUGCUGGUUUAUUCCCCUGUAAUGUUGCUUCUGUGUUGUCUCGCUUAGAUGUGAGAGCAAUAUUCUUUACAAAUGUCCAAAAUUGUAUAUUGCUGAAUGUCUGUCUGUCUGUUGAAAAUAAUCUUGACAUUAAAUGGAACAUCUAUUUUGAACAUCACAUUCAAGCGUUUACGACAUUGACAUUCACGAAGCGUU
Molecule: messenger RNA, 2415 nt
Organism: Triplophysa rosa
Lineage: Eukaryota; Metazoa; Chordata; Actinopteri; Cypriniformes; Nemacheilidae
Exons: 40
Coding region: 63-1898 (611 amino acids)
Source: RefSeq, a predicted model, not a curated record